Molecule: messenger RNA, 2652 nt
Organism: Prorocentrum cordatum
Lineage: Eukaryota; Dinophyceae; Prorocentrales; Prorocentraceae
Source: the annotation of a GenBank genome assembly
GGCGACGGGCUCUGGUCGCUCCUCUGCGACAGGCGCUACAGGAAGAAGCAGGGCGGGCGGUUCUUCGUUGUGGUGUCCCUGGGGGAGGCCGCUACCGUUCGCCGCAUAUUGCACGCGCGGAGGGGUAAGGCCGUCGUCAGCGGACAGAGCGUGGCCGUGUCUCUUCAGUGCGCGGACACCGGUCUUCAGCUGGCGUACGGAAUGUCUCCCAAGCCUUCCAUGGUGGGCUCUCAGGCGAUCGAUUCUUUUCCAAGCGGCCAUCCCUACCAGAGGACGCUGGCGAGCCAGUGCUACAAGCUGAUGGACUGCGCCACUCAGUAUUCCUCGAGCGAGCUGUCGCUCCUCGUGCAGGCGAUGCAGCUGAACACCCCGCUCGAGCGUUGCAAGUGGUUUGAGUACAUGUCCAUGUGCAAGCGGCGGAACAACAGCAAGUGGGGUGAGCGCCCGAUUUCGCAGCUUUUCGAGUUCGACACGGAGUUCGACAUACUGUACCAGCGCAGUCUCUCUCUGACAUGGCGCAGGGAGCUGCUGCACCGGUUCGGAUCGAAGUCGUCGAUGUCAGAGAAUUUCGCAUUGCUGGACACCGAUUGCAACAACAGCCUCGACAUCAAGGAGGUCAUCAAGGCCCUGCGGGACCUCAAGCUUCCCCACACCACGGAGGACGUCGCGACCUACUUCCGAGCGCUGGACGCGAACGGAGACCACCGCGUCGUCUUCGCCGAGUUCUCGCAGUUCCUGCAGCGGUCCACCGCGUCGCUCUCCAGGCUCCGGGCCCUGCACGGCGCGUCGGGCGCGCAGGGCGCCGGCCGCGCGGGCGGCGCGCCGGCCACGCCGGGGCCCUCGGGCGGGCUCCUGCGGGCCCUCCUCCCGUGGGCGCCCUGGGGGCGCGCGGCGGCGGGCGAGGCGCCGGGGGCGCCCGACGCGCCCGACUCGGACGCGGAGGAGGGCGCGCCGGAGAUGGAGGAGGAGGCGCAGAUCCAGACCCAGGUGGUGGAGGUGAAGGAGAUGUUGGACAAGGUGCAGAAGGAGCGGCAGGCUGCCAAGGAUGCAGACAGCGAGAGGUACAGGCGCGAGGAGGAGCAGCUCGAGGAGCACGUGGAGGAGCAGGCGGAGAAGAGGCUCGGGGACAACCCGUGCGUAGAAGACGGCGUGCUGAAGUGGGACUUCCAGCGAUUUGAUCUGCCCAAAGGCGCUCGCAUUGGCAAGAUCGGGCUCGCGGCGAAGAAGGCGAGGGACGGCUACGAGUUCGUGGAGGACGACGGGUCGAGGGGCACCCUGUGGAUGAAGCGGCUGAGGAUCGACCGGCGGCCCAUGCAGCUGUCAUUGCAGGGCCUGCUCAGCCCAGACGAGGAUCGAAGAAUAGAUUCUGGGCCGCGGGUGGGGCGCCUGAGCCGCUAUUCUCUGAGCGCGCGGUGGCGGAUAUGGUUCCGCCUGGAGCAGUACCCCGAGGGCAAGACGGCCACCCUCGUAUUCUUCGGGGCGCCGCCGGGCCAGCAGCGGCAGGAGGCGGGCACGGAGAGCUGCGCGUCAAUUUGGACGGCUCCCUCGUGCUGGAGAACCUGCCGCAGACGAAUCCGCCCGUCGAGUUCCGCGACAGGACCGACAACUUGGCCGAGUCCAUGUACUUCAGCAACAAGGGUCGGGUGCGUGCCGAGUGCCGGAGCUCCACGCGAGUGGGCCUGGACGCUUGGAAUCUGUUGACCCUCACGGUAGAUGCCACGGAGAGGAAAGUCCUGGCUUGGUUGAAUGGCCAGAUCGCGAUCGCGCUCGAGAACCAUCCUGCGAUCAGUGAGGGCUGGUUCGCUCUGAGUGCCAUCGAGCCACUCUGGCUCUUUGGGACCCCAUCAAGCCACCGUUUGAGCCCGAAGCUGCAGCUUCGAACCGUGCUGCUUCAGAAAGGGAUCAUCACAAGAGAACAGGUGCUCAUGGUGCACGUGCCCAGAGGAGUGUGGAAAUGCAACAGCAACAGAUGCGGACAAUUCAACGCUCCGGUAGAUGACCCCUCUGGGCUGAUACCUUGCCCAAGUUGUGGAAUUCCAAAGCCGAAGUCUGGCCAACGGCCGAACACGAAAGACGAUGUGGAUCCUUCGCACCCGGGGCUCACCAUUGUUGUUGCAGAGUCUUUUAACGAAAUUGUGCUCGAGAGCGACGCCCACGUGUUCAUCGACUUCUCGGCAGAUUGGUGUCCUCCCUCGAAGCAGAUGAAGCCGGAGUGGUACUCUCUGGCGGCAAGGACAGAGAAGAUCCCCGGUCUGAUCAUUGCCUACAUGGAUUCCGACGAGAACGAGUUGUCCAGUGAACAGCGUGAGUUAAUGCCCGAGACGAGCAUCCCCAACCUCAAACUCUUCAAGAAGGGCCAGAAACGAAGCCCUUUGAAGUACACAGGUGAGCGCACGUCUUCUGCGUUCAUGCGUUGGCUCAAGGAGACCACCCAGAUUGAUUUCGGCAAGGAGAUGCUUAAGAUGUAUGGCCAGUACAAAGACGAGAAGCUAAUUCAUGUCCUGGUGGAAAAGAUUGUGAUGGCCAUGCAAGUCUACGUAGCCAAGCAUGACAUCGACUUCAUUACCCCAGUGAUUUCGCAUCAAGGUGGGGAACAUAAACAGGCUGCCGAAACCAACACUGACAAUGCCUUGAGGACGUUCACCCGCAGAU